CUCACACUCCUCAAAACCUAAUCCCUCUCAACUUUUUCAAACCAAACCUCUCUUCUUCUCUCUCUCUCUCUCACUAUGGCGCGUCUUCUCUUCCGUCUCCUUCAAGAAGCCACUCCUCCGUCACCGGUGGAAGUUUCUCCGACGUUAAACUCCGAUCUCAUCGUCAUCAUAGCAGCUCUCCUCUGUGCACUGAUCUGCGUCCUCGGCUUAGUCGCCGUCUCUCGAUGCUCCUGGCUCCGACGUAUCGCCGCCGCUAACUCCGAUCAGAAUCAUCAACCGCCGGUAGCUGCCGCCAACAAAGGCUUGAAAAAGAAAGUUCUCCGAUCACUGCCGAAGCUCACUUACUCGCCGGAGUCUAAGCUAGCCGAGUGUGCGAUCUGUCUGACGGAGUUUACCGCCGGAGAAGAGCUUAGAGUGUUGCCGCAGUGUGGUCACGGUUUCCAUGUAACGUGUAUAGACACGUGGCUUGGCUCUCACUCUUCUUGUCCUUCUUGCCGUCAGAUUUUGGUGGUUGCCAGAUGUCACAAAUGUGGCGGUGUACCCGGUAGUUCGAGCUCAGGAUCCGAAUCUGAUACCCGGGUCAAGCAACGUGAAGAUGAACCUGAUAGCUUCUUGUCUUGAUUCUUUCCUUUUUUAGACUUUUUCUAUUUAUGCAUUACAAUAAUAUGUGAUUGAAAAGUUUUCCUUAUCAUUUUAGAGGAUAAUGGUAAUCUGUCAUAUGUAAAUAUUUGUUUAUUGUAAGUGUAUUAUUACCUGAUGGAAAAGUUAAUGUUAUUGAAUACUUUUCCAUUUUCUAUAUUCAAAGUAAUUAAUUUUUUUGAAGGC
Messenger RNA from Eruca vesicaria subsp. sativa (arugula), 825 nucleotides. NCBI's taxonomy places the organism in Eukaryota, Viridiplantae, Streptophyta, Magnoliopsida, Brassicales, Brassicaceae. The record is from the annotation of a GenBank genome assembly.